Molecule: messenger RNA, 1647 nt
Organism: Populus euphratica (Euphrates poplar)
Lineage: Eukaryota; Viridiplantae; Streptophyta; Magnoliopsida; Malpighiales; Salicaceae
Product: probable protein phosphatase 2C 27
Exons: 4
Coding region: 148-1287 (379 amino acids)
Biological process (GO): protein dephosphorylation
Molecular function (GO): protein serine/threonine phosphatase activity; cation binding
Source: RefSeq, a predicted model, not a curated record
CGCCAGUACCCAACCAAAUACCCACACCAUUUCCCCUCCCUUUCGCCCCUUCCUCUCCUUUCUCCCUUAUUCCUGCCCCUUUUUGUCCUAGGGUUUCUCCAACCCCCAUCACCACCGUUGAUUUUUUGUUAUGAUCGAGAACAAGAUAUGGCAGCAAGCAUGGAUUUUUCACCGCCAUUUACUCUACUAGAAGGCGGUUACAACAACAAUUUGUCAGAAAAUUUAGAGAAUCUUAAACAACCCACUAAUGGUAAACCUCCGUGUCAUCUCCGUCAAAGUAUGGACUCCGUCCGAUUGCUCAACGCUGCUGAUCUGGCCCUUAAUGUUGGGGUUGAGGUUGUGAUUGGUAAUUCACCGGCUGAAGAGAAAUCGGAGUUCUUUCCGGCGGUGUUUCGAUCGGGAAGUUGUGCUGAAGGAGGGCCGAAACAGUAUAUGGAAGAUGAGCAUGUUUGUAUAGAUAAUCUUGUUGAUCAUCUAAGAGCUACCACCAGCGCCAAUUGCCCUUCUCCUGGAGCUUUUUACGGGGUGUUUGAUGGGCAUGGAGGUACGGAUGCGGCUUCAUUUGUGAAGAAUAAUAUUCUGAGGCUUAUAGUCGAGGACUCCCAUUUUCCGAAUUGUGUAGAGAAGGCGAUUAAGAGUGCGUUUGUGAAAGCUGAUUAUGCGUUUGCAGAUGAUAGUGCACUUGAUAUCUCUUCUGGCACCACUGCACUGACUGCUCUUAUACUUGGAAGGACAUUAGUAGUUGCCAAUGCUGGGGAUUGUCGAGCAGUGCUGGGUAGGCGAGGUAGAGCAAUUGAGAUGUCCAAAGACCACAAACCUAACUGCACAUCAGAAAGACUUAGAAUUGAGAAACUUGGUGGUGUCAUUUAUGAUGGCUACCUCAAUGGCCAAUUGUCUGUUGCACGAGCCCUUGGAGACUGGCAUAUGAAGGGCCCAAAAGGCUCUGCCUGCCCUUUAAGUGCCGAGCCUGAACUGCAGGAGACAAGUUUGACCGAGGAUGAUGAGUUCUUGAUCAUGGGCUGUGAUGGCUUGUGGGAUGUAAUGAGCAGCCAGUGUGCGGUGACAAUUGCUAGGAAAGAACUGAUGCUCCAUAAUGAUCCUGAAAGAUGCUCAAGAGCGCUGGUCCGAGAGGCACUCAGACGAAAUGCGUGUGAUAAUUUAACAGUGAUUGUUAUUUGUUUCUCCCUGGAUCCACCCCAUCACAUAGAAAUCCCACAACCCCGAGUUCAGAGUAUAUCAGCUGAAGGUCCAAACUUACUGAAGGGUGUUCUAGAUAGUAACUCAUGAAAAAAAUGAUGAUCCGUCACCUUUGUACAAAUUCAUUCGAGGUUGGAAUCAGUAAGAACAUCAUUUCCUCCGAGAUGCUCCUGAUAUCCACAAGGCCAUGGCUGCCAUUCAGCUUUAUUCAGGGAAUAAAUAUGGCACAGAAUGUGAUUCUUUGAGUUUCAAAACCCUUUACACUCGAUGUAAUUUAUGUUGCACCAUUAGGAGCUGUUUAGUUUCAUGGACCUUCCUCUCAUUCUUUACUUCUCCGCUGUACAUAAUUUGGGGGAAAAUUGAGAGGUGUGAUCUAACACUUCUCUUUUAAAUAGUUGAUCUCUUUGUUGUUAUUCAAUGAAUUAAUUGAUUGCGAGGGAUUUCCAUGGA